AUGCAUUUUCUAAUAUUGUUAUCAAAUAUUUUCCAAUUAAUCUCUUGUAUCAACGAUUAUGAAUUGUUUGAUUCUUAUGAAUCAACAGAACAAAGUUACAAUGAUGAAAUUGAAGGAACACUUUUGAUGACUCAAGUUGUAGGUUACAAAAAUUAAAAUUCUGUAUACGUUUUGAGUUAAAUCAGGUUUGGAGACAUGGCGAUCGAUCUCCAAUUGAUAAUUAUUUAUCUGAUGCUCGUUAUGAACAAAUUUGGCAAAAUGGUUGGGGAGAAUUGACUGAAAUCGGAAUUCAACAACAAUUCGAACUUGGGAAAAAAUUGCGAGAUAGAUAUGUUGGCAAUCUUUUAAGCAAAAAAUUUGAUUUUCGAGAAGUUUAUAUUCAAUCUACGGAUAGGAAUAGAACAAUUAUGUCAGCGAUGGCAAAUAUGGCUGGAAUGUUUCAAAAAGAGACAGAUUCUAGAGGAGGAGAAGAUGAAGAGAAAGGUUGGCCGAAGGGAUGGAUUCCGAUUCCAAUUCAUAUUAUUCGAGAUGAUGAUGUAAGGAUAGAAGUAUCCUAAGUUCUAUAAUUCUUCAUUUUUUUAUAGCCUGAAAAUGUUUUCUCAUCUUGUCCACGUGCUGAUCAACUAGAGAAAGAUAUAACUCGCAGUGCAUAUCAUCGAAAAGUUGUUCGUGAAAACUUUGAUUUUUUCAGUUUGUUAAGUGAGAAAACUGGAAAACGAAUUGAUAUCUCAAAUAUCUUCGAUAUUUAUGAUAAAUAUUUCAUUGAAGUAAGAACUAUAACAAGUUUAUAUAUGUGAUAUGCUAGAACUUUUUCAGAGAUUAUAUAAUUUAUCACAACCAGAGUGGCUGACAAAAAAUAUUGUUAAGAAAAUGAAAAAUAUCGCGGCGAUUGAUACCCAGUUUGAUAAUGGGAUUGGAAAACCAUAUGUUCCGGAAUUAAUAAGACUUCGUGGUGGACGACUUUUGAAAUCGAUGAUUCAACGGAUGACACAAAAAAUCAAUAGUUUGAGUGCAGAUGGCAAUAAAUGGAUAUCCAAUUUAAAAUAUCAUGCACUUUCAGCGGUAAGUCAACCAUUUUUUUUUAAUUGUUUGAAAAAAAUAUUUUCAGCAUGAUACAACACUUUAUGCACUUCUUGCAACAUUUGGAAACCCGGAAACAAUAAUAAAUAGCAGUUUUCCUCAAUACUGUGCUACAUUGACUUUGGAAUUAUGGCUACUUGGAGAUGAAAAGAUUCCACAUGUUAAAAUAUUAUUUGAUGAUGGAAUCAGUGAUAAUUCGAAGAUAAUUACGAAUUUAGUAGAGGGAUGCCCAGAACAUAGUUAUUUUUGUUCAUUAGAAACAUUUAGUGCGAGAAGUAUUCAAUUUAUUCCUGAAGAUAUUCACGAAGAAUGUUUAGAAAAAUUCGAACCGGAAACAGAUAAUCAAGAUGUUUUUUAG
Messenger RNA from Caenorhabditis angaria, 1438 nucleotides. Lineage: Eukaryota; Metazoa; Nematoda; Chromadorea; Rhabditida; Rhabditidae. The record is from the annotation of a GenBank genome assembly.